Rhipicephalus microplus (southern cattle tick) is the source of this 1083-nucleotide messenger RNA. RefSeq lists its product as uncharacterized. The record is from RefSeq and is a predicted model, not a curated record. Lineage: Eukaryota; Metazoa; Arthropoda; Arachnida; Ixodida; Ixodidae.
AUGCAAGGCGGCCGCAAGCAGGAAAAAUGGAUUGAGAUACAAACCCAACUCGAGAAAGAAGAAAUUGACGUGUACGCCCUGACCGAAACCCACCUGAGAGAUAUGGAGGAGCCACCAGUGAUGGAUGAUUACGUAUGGGUGGGUUGCAACAGGGCAGCGGGAGAAAGGAAAGGUGGAGGCGUGGCCUGCGAGACGUGCCUCAUCGUCGCCCACAUCGAACCGGCGUUGCAAGCUACGGAGAUGCUUGUAUCUGUGGUGGUUACAGAGGAUCUGUCCGUUUCCGUGUAUUUUAAGUGCGCUCCGUUGGUGUCGGAUGAUGUGUGCAUUCCUGACGAAGUCCGUGAUGUCCGUGUGCUGGACAACCUUCUAGACAGCGUGGAGCGAUAUUGUGAAAAGAAGGCCCGUCAACAGGAGGACAAGGUGGGAGGAGUGCUUAGGCUUGUUUUAUCCUUGCUGGAUGACAUUUGUGAUGAUGAGCUGCAUGAUGAUGAGAGGGCUGACGCACUAAUCUUCCUGAAGGAGCAGUGCAAGCUGCUGACAAAGAAGAGUAAUGGCGUGCGGUAUUCUGCAGAGCUUUUAGUCUUUAGCAGUAUAUUGCACACAAUUUCUCCACAUGCUUACAAGUUUUUUCGCCACAGCAACAAGCUUGUCUUGCCGCAUGACACUACCAUCAAGCGAGUUUGUGCUGCACAUGAUGUGAGCCCAUCGAAAGAGCAGUGCGAAGAAGGUUUUCCGAGGUACAUUAAGCGCAGAGCAACCUUUCUGAAGCCUCAUGAAAAAAAUGUGACUGUCAUGCUUGAUGAAAUACACCUGCAACAGUUUUUUGAAUAUAAAGGUGGCUGCCUAACAGGGUUUGCUGUGCAUUGUGCGGAACCAGCAAAGACAGCGCACGUGUUCAUGGUACAGUCUUUGCUUUCAUCUUAUAAAGAUGUUGCUCAUAUCAUUCCGGUAACUCGUAUCACAGCAACGGAGCUGCAUGAUGUUCUAAAGACACUAAUCAUGAGGCGAAAGUGCUGGUCUGCAUGUUGUUGCGGUCGUAACAGACAACAAUGCCAUAAACAAGAAAAUGAUGUCUCUGUUUAG